GUGUACCACGCCCUCCAGAAGACCCGCCCCCAACAGAAAGUGGUGUUCUUCCACCCAGACUACCUGAUUGAGCUGGGCAGGUUCUGGCAUCGUCGCGGGCAACGAGCCCGACGGCUCUCUACUGGUCUGAUGCUGGCCAGCACUGCUUUGGAGAUCUGUGAACAGGUAGGUGUGUGUGUUUUGUUUGUUGUGCGUCUGCGUGUGUGUUUCUAAGUCUCUAUUAUCUGUCUUUCAGGUUCAUCUGUACGGCUUCUGGCCCUUCCCUCUGGAUCUAUCCCACAAUCCUUUGCCCCAUCAUUACUAUGACAAUGUGGGUCCGAGCCGCAGAAUGCACGCAAUGCCUGAAGAGUUCCUGCUAUUACUACAACUCCACAGCCAGGGGGCGCUACAGCUACAUGUUGGACCCUGUACACUCUAA
Molecule: messenger RNA, 418 nt
Organism: Coregonus sp. 'balchen'
Lineage: Eukaryota; Metazoa; Chordata; Actinopteri; Salmoniformes; Salmonidae
Source: the annotation of a GenBank genome assembly